AGCUGUAACGCUGAGUGGGCAGUGACCGCGGCCAUAGAACAAGAGCGAUGCACAGAAAAUACAAAAUUCGCGAGAAAAUCAUCUUCUCGAUCAUUUUACUUCUAUUUUCAGGUUAAAGGUGUUUGCUUUUUCUUGCUAAACACCACUGAAAUGCUAUAUAAAUUAUAUUUAUCAGAAAGUGUUCCAAGUCCUAGUUCAAGCGUCAAUGUUACCAUGAAGAGAUUGAUUGAAUUGAGGACUCUGUUUUUAGCCCUUCCAGUGGAGAAAAUACCGCUAUUUCUACUAUACUAAGCCACCCGAACCAUGCAAAAGUAUAGCCACGCCUUUUGCAGAGCAAAGACAGUACAUCCGUAACUCUCAGGCCCCGGGAAUCGAACCCGCGACCAUCCCCUCUGACGUGCAGUGGUCUGCCAGUCCAGAGCUAAUCUUGUGGAUCUUUUUGUUUUUUUCAGGUUUAACGUUUCGUUAUGUUGAAGGGAGCAACAAUGGUAUGUAUUAAGUUCAGUAGUAUAGAACAUAUAGAUUUUUCACGGAAGUGCUCAUUCCAGACAUUUGAGAAGUAGAAAGUUUGAAACAAAGACCAGAAAUUGACUUGCUUUAUUAUUGCCGGCUUAUUUCAUGCUUCGCGCCACCAAAAAGUGGUUUAAUUUGAACUUAUGUUAAUCGAGGAUGAGCUGAUUUUAUAUAUUGCACUAAGUCAAAAUACAAUUCAUCACCUAUAGCUAGCAGCCUUUCAAACUUAUGAAUAAAGUUUUUCGAUGGCUAAACUAAAAACUGGUUAUAAAUCAAAAAUAUAUAUGUCAGCGGUGCUUUUAUGUCAUGAAGCUUUAGACUGCCCAGAAUGUAUUCAAAAUUGAACCCGCUUACAGACAUUAUUAUUAUUAAUCUCGCGGUCCACUGAUUUUCAAAAACAGUGGUCUUUUAGUUUAAGUUAGACUUACUUUAAAUGAUAUCAGCCCAAGAAGAAUCGAAUUUGCCUUAGACUGAGAAUUUUUACACGAAGGGAAAAUAAGGAAGCUCCUUAAUUCGCCACUUAAGAAACCAGAAUGGAACUGCCGGGACUGAGUUAAGUUUCGCAAAGACUUUUGGGACUGUUACUACGGACAGGGCAAACAAUUGGCCAAUAGCUGACUGCGCGUCCCUGGUAACGAUAUCAGAAACAAUUGCGAGACAAAUUUUGGCUCCAGUUCCCUUCUCGUUUCUAAAAUGGCAACAAAUCGUGUAAAGUCAAUUGGUCAUUUCGCAGUCGUUCGUUUGGUCAAUGGUGGAUCCAUCUCAGAAGGCCGAGUGGAAGUGUUUUACAAUGGAACCUGGGGAACAGUGUGUGAUGACAACUGGGACCUUAAUGACGCCACAGUAGUUUGUCGCCAACUUGGAUUUGGAAGAGCUAUAGUGGCAUUCAAGUGGGCUGCUUUUGGACCUGGAAAUGGAAAAAUAUGGAUGGACGACGUAACGUGUACUGGA
Messenger RNA from Porites evermanni, 1464 nucleotides. Lineage: Eukaryota; Metazoa; Cnidaria; Anthozoa; Scleractinia; Poritidae. The record is from the annotation of a GenBank genome assembly.